This is a messenger RNA of Myxozyma melibiosi, 2070 nucleotides long. RefSeq lists its product as uncharacterized. Bases 304 to 1863 code for a protein of 519 amino acids. The record is from RefSeq and is a predicted model, not a curated record. Lineage: Eukaryota; Fungi; Ascomycota; Lipomycetes; Lipomycetales; Lipomycetaceae. The transcript has a single exon.
ACAACUAGAAAACAGCAGUAGGCAAGAACUAGUUGAAAAAGAAGAGGAGGGGAAGGUCAUUUGUUCUCGCUGCGCCGCACACUAAGAUCAGGUUCGAGCUUAACGGAUCUCAUGAUUCCAGAAUGAUGCAAGCAAGUUUAUGCAAAAAGCUCAAGUAUUUCAGCACAAGCGCAGAUCGAUCGUUUGCUCUCUGCUUCAAAGUCGACAAAAUCUGCUACAAAUCAGCAAGAAAGAGAGAAAGAACAAAGAGAAAACGAAACGACAAGCAGAUCGAACAACGACUAGGACAUACAAACACCGCUGAUGUCAUACCAUCUCUCCCCACCAGCAUCGCAAGCAGGAGGUGGCUACUCCUCCGUCGAGCCCUCGGAAAACGACUCAGACUCGUCUAUUCCCGACCGCGACGACGAAAUCGAUCUGCUCUCUGCAAACAGCCACGGCCAGGCCGGCGGCCACGUCCUGCACCACCACCGGCGGCGCAAAUCAUCCGCUGUGCCGGAGGAUCCCGUCGUCGCGGCAGAAAGCGCGGGUGCAGGCGGGGUACAGCAUGGGAUCCGGCAUUUGAAGGAUAUGGUCGAGAGCGGACUGUCGUUGUUGCCGGCCGAGUCUGCGGAGUCGGUGGAGGCGCGCAGGAGGUUGGUGCCGGAUACAAAGUGGAAGCUGUACGAUCCGCAGCCGUUUCUGUCGCACAUCCUGCAUCCGCAAUCAAAGACCGAGGACGCGACUCCGCCUGCACAUCAGCACCAGCAUAAGCCCCAUGAUCAUCACCACCAUCAUCAUCAGCAUCACAAGCAGGAUCCGGCGAUGGCAAAGUCGGCGCCGUCGAGCAGGGCGGGUUCGUGGAUUUCCCAGAAAUCACCCGUGUACGACAAGGCGCACUACACGUUCUCGCCCGCGCGCGAGAAUUUUGAGUGCUUUCUGCACGGCGGGCGCAGCAGCACCAGCAAUAAACCGACAGCAACCGACUCGGUCUCGUCGCUGGGCUCGGAGGAGCAGGAGAGCGAGAGCAUAAGGCAGUCUGUGGGCUCAGAGUCUUCGGGCGACGAAUCUGAUGACUCGGAUGUUUCUGUGCGUCCGAGGAGGUUAGAGCGUCGGUCGUCGACGUUCUACGAGGACGCGACGAGACGGGCGUCAGAGACUGCGAGCGCGUUGCAUACGAGGGCGCAGACGAGGGCGCAGGAAGUCUCGAGCGCGAUGGACGCGAUCCAGUCGAAGAUUGCGAAUUUCCAUCUGAAUGUGCAUUCGCGGGCGUCAGAAGAAGAGGAGAAGAGCUACGGACCGAGCGAGCGGGCGACAGCAGAGACGGAGAAGAGCUACGGGCCGAGGGAGAGAGGGGGGACGGAGACGGCGCCAAAGUACGCGCACUUUGACGACGCGCAUUAUUCGCGCGACUCGCUGGUCAGGCGACGGACGCGCGUGGGCGGGAGUCAUUCGGGGAAGUUUGAGGAGGAGGAGAGUGUAGCUGAGCAGAAGGAUGCGGAGAGGGAGGAGGAAGCAGAGGAAGAACAAGGGUAUGAGUUUCAAUCGCGCAAGUCGGUGGCGGCAGGGCCGGCGAGUGUGGGAGAGGUGAAGGUGCUGCCUAGGGAGGUCGAGCAGGAUCUGCUGAGACGGAAGAGCGCGGAGGAUGAAGAGGCAGUAGUGCAUGCGGCUGCGGGAGCGUCGUCGUCGUCGUCGUCGUCGGCGUCGUCGCUGGGGAUGAGUAAGGUUGAGCGGAGGGUGAGUGAGUGGAAGCCUGCGCCGGGACUGGAAGGCAGACGGACGAUGAGUUUUGACUACAAUGAUUACCGGAAGCAGUUCCAUGGGCCGCUGAUGACGCCAGAGGAGGAGAAGCGGCCGGGGUUCAGUAGUCGGGAUGCAGAGUGAGAUGAUAAAUCUAUGUAAUAAGUCUGUUGCAACUAGGUUAUGACAGAAGACAGAGCAGAGUGGUUCCACGGCCCGCUGAUGACGCCAGAGGAUGAGAAGCGGUUAAACAAUGUAUUACUUAAAAGUUCAUAUAGAGUUAAACAAUGUAUUAUGCCGGGGUUUAGUAGUCGGGAUGCAGAGUGAGAUGAUAAAUCUAUGUUUUAAGUC